AUGCACACACAAGUCGAAGUUGAUCAGUUACUACGUCAGUUUUGGGAGAUCAAUGAAGAUUCACCAAACGUGAAGCCUCUGUCAAAAGCUGAAAGACAGUGUGAAGAGCAUUUUAAGAAAACUCACACUCGAAACACUGACGGUCGAUAUAAGGUUCGCCUACCCUUCAAGGACGAAGACGCUCCAAAUUUAGGCAACUCCAGACAACUUGCUUUGAAGCGCUUACAUCAGAUGGAGAAUAAGUUUAAGCGAAUACCCGAAUUUCACGAAGAAUACUGCAAGUUCAUGAGGCAAUAUGAGUCACUCGGUCACAUGGAGAUAGUACCUGAAAUAGAGAAGAAGAAUAGAGCUUAUUACUUACCACAUCAUGCUAUUCUUCGUGCCUCGAGCCUCACUACAAAGUUGCGCGUAGUUUUUGACGGAAGCGCUAAACCUGUAGACGGAAACUCACUUAACGAUGAGUUACUCAUCGGCCCCCCGCUGCAACAAGAUAUACGAGCUUUAGUAACACGGUGGAGACAACAUAAGUACUGCCUAGUAGCUGAUAUACAACAAAUGUACCGACAGAUACUUAUCUCAAAGCAAGACACUGAUUACCAGAGAAUAUUGUGGCGCGAGUCAUCGGAAGACCCGAUCAGAGAGUAUCGUUUACUUACCGUCACAUAUGGCAGUUCAUGUGCUCCAUAUCUUGCCAUCAGGACACUUCAUCAACUUGCAGAGGACGAACGUGGAGAGUUUCCUGAAGCUGAACUUCUAAAAACUGAUCUCUAUAUGGACGAUUUGAUGACGGGCUCAUCUACAGAAGAAGACACUCAACGGCUUCAACGUCGCUUAACUGAACUGUUUAAACGUGGCGGUUUUCUUCUUCAUAAGUGGUCGUCUAAUAGUGAAACGGUUUUAAGUGAGAUUCCCGAUUCGAAAAAAGCGUUAAAAGGUUCAGUGAAUAUUAAAAUGGAUGAUUCGGUGAAAGCUCUGGGCAUAGCCUGGAAACCACAAAGUGAUAUAUUAGAACUGGUAGUUAACUUACCUCGUGACAACGACGUUGUUACAAAACGAAGUGUGCUAUCUGCGAUAGCUAAAACGUUUGACCCUCUGGGUUGGCUAGCACCUUGCGUGGUUGUUUUAAAAAUAUUUAUGCAGAAGUUGUGGCUAGCCGGCCUGGACUGGGACUCUGAACUUCCUGAAGACCUGAAAACUGAAUGGCAGAAGUACCUGACUAAUUUUGAACAUAUGCAGGCUGAGACGUCAAUAAAACCACGCGGUAGGUAA
Messenger RNA from Papilio machaon (common yellow swallowtail), 1269 nucleotides. RefSeq lists its product as uncharacterized. NCBI's taxonomy places the organism in Eukaryota, Metazoa, Arthropoda, Insecta, Lepidoptera, Papilionidae. The transcript has a single exon. Bases 1 to 1269 code for a protein of 422 amino acids. The record is from RefSeq and is a predicted model, not a curated record.